Hylaeus volcanicus is the source of this 6242-nucleotide messenger RNA. RefSeq names its product popeye domain-containing protein 3-like. The record is from RefSeq and is a predicted model, not a curated record. Gene Ontology annotation, molecular function: cAMP binding. The coding region runs from base 450 to 1655 and encodes 401 amino acids. Gene Ontology annotation, cellular component: sarcolemma. NCBI's taxonomy places the organism in Eukaryota, Metazoa, Arthropoda, Insecta, Hymenoptera, Colletidae. The transcript has 11 exons.
GGGCCGCGUGGCCUAUUUUAUCCCCUUUCUGCUUCCCAGUUUCUCUACCGUUGCCUAUACUUGUCCUUGCUAGAGUAACGUCUUUCUGCUAGUUUGACGUUCAUUAGAUAAGCAAGUUUGUUUCGUGUACAAGUUCGGUUUAUUUUCGCCUAUCAAAUUAGGACGAUCGACGUCACCGUUUAUUUUUUCAUCUGUAUGCCUUGCGUACGCUCUCAUCUUUUCAAAUUUUCCAUGAAUGUUUCUAUAGUCUUCCCGCAGCUGUUGGUAAUGCAAAUACCCUUCUUUAAUUUGAAGUUUACAAGAUGGUGUUUGUCUUCGAGCUCGAAUUUUAGCUGAGAGUAGAAAUGUGAAGAAUGAUAGGAUAUUUGCAAGCAGUAUAUAGCAUUCAAUCUAAUAUCUUCUAUGAAUAAAAUAAGACGAAAUUGAUUUAGCUCGGUGGUGAUGCGGGGAUGUGGAUCUGUUUUGAUCCUAUAGGAAGCCGAGUAGGCUGGCGUGCUUCUAUUUUAUUCUUUGUAUUCUUUUAUUGGACAUCUUUUGGUAUUGAUGCCAGCUUAACGAAUGCAGCUGCAUCUAAUGUUCCUCGUAAUACUGUUACAUCGGAAGUGACGCUACCGAUUUCGACGCAUCAUGAAGACGACGAAUGUAGGAAUGUGACCACUGAUACAAGAACGGCUACUGGUUGCCAACCCUAUCAAGGAAUUUCUGUGAAUCACAUCUACUUUCAACUAGCAAAUGCCUUCUUUCUAUUGUCACACCUUGCACCAAGUGGCAUACACGGUGUACUCUAUUUAAGGUGCACUCUACUCGUGGGCUGUGCCUUUCUUGCUUUGUGGGGCUGGACAAUAGCUUGCUGGCUGGACGCUGCUCUCUGGAAUGCUCUGUUUGUUGCCAUCAACUUCGUCCAUGUAUGCACGCUUCUUUACAAGCUCAGGCCUAACAAGUUUUCAAGGGAAGUUGAAGAGGUAUAUAUAGCAGUGUUCCAGCCAUUAAGAGUAUCGCGUCAUCAGUUCAAAAAAGUAUUAAAUUGUAUGAAGGUUAUACGACAGUUGAAGUAUCAAGAAGUUUAUGCACAAGAGAAAGUCACCAAAGUUGAUUCAUUAUCUUUGGUACUUUCUGGAAAAUUAGUAGUAUCACAAAAUGGAAGAGCAUUACACAUUGUCUUCCCACAUCAGUUCCUGGAUUCUCCAGAAUGGUUUGGUGUUUCCACGGACGAGUACUUUCAGGUAUCAAUAACAGCUAUGGAGGAGUCAAGGAUAUUAUUAUGGCAUAGAGACAAGUUAAAGUUAAGCAUAAUUAAUGAUCAAUUUCUGCAGGCAGUGUUUGAUCAUAUUUUGGGAAGGGAUGUAGUUAAAAAAUUGAUGCAGGUUAGUGAAACAAUGGCUGUUAGUAGUCAUCAACAACAAAAUGGACAAGUAAUUGGUUUGAGUGGUAUCGGAGCCUUAGAAAAUGAUCCUGACACCAAACUUUUCGUUGUGAAAAAGACUGGCGACAGUCAAGGUAUUACUGCUCUCAUCAGUCGUCAACUUCAAGAAGAAAGAAUGCCGCUGCUGUACACGAGUCAGGAAGUGCUGAACAACACUUUGCAUCAUAUCAAUCACCUACGUACACUUCCCUUAGAUCCUGUGCAACACAACAAUGUUCAGUCUUCCUUAUAAUAUCCCCGUGUCACAGGCCGUGCACUUACCUUAGCACAAAUUUGUACGUGAUAUGUAUGUAUUAUGUUUCUACAAUGGAUAUCCAUAUGUUAUACAAAUAUCAUUGGGUAACUUCAUUUGUUAUUUUCUUCUGGUUAUUGUAUUCAGCAGCAGGAGAUCCAAAUGCAUGGAGAUUGGGAAGAAUUGAAGAGACUGAUCACGAAACACCUGUUUAAUGAAAUGAUUGUUAGAUGAAUAUCAUCCUCGGCAGUCAAUAUAAAGUAACAUCGGUCUUUUUACAUAACUCGAAAUAACGAUGAAAUGUAUUCGACAUCACCGAAAACAUGGCAUGGUAUGCUAUGUGUGGAACAAUUAAACAUUCUCUUGCCAAUUACUAAUUUUUCCCACAACUAGUCAAGUAUUAUUAACAAUGGAAGAAAAUAAAAAACAUUUCAUCGUUUAUAGCAUAAUGGUUCCAUCCUAGUUUAUAAAAUGAUAUAUGACUAAAAUAUUACUUUAUGCUUCCAAUGUACUGUUAAAUACCACCAAAACUGAUUUAAGAGUGGCAGUUUCUAAUUUACACUGAUUUUCCUCUUAACAUGCAUAUGUUCAAUACAGAACAAACAAGACUUUACAUGUGUAACAGAAUGGAAGUUGUUCAAUCGCAGCGGCGUAACUUCUUCACCGAAAGAUCUGUGAUUUACUGGAAGUGUAUGGUAGAGAGAAAGAUAGGGAGGCCUAAAUACCUGAUUGUUUCCCAUACCCAGAUAUAGUGCCUUUUUACUUGCAUUUCAUUUAUUCAUUUUUUAAGAAAGAUAUAUAUACAAUAUUAUUGUAUACUAAUUUACAUAUUCAUUCAAUAUCUUUUAAGAAAGUUGCUGUUGGAAACUCAUAUAUCCUAGUAAGCUAAACGAUGACAUUUUUUGUCUUUCCUAGCAUGGGACCAUUUUGAACUGGUCUUUACUUCAAAAGAGUGUGGCAGAAACAUCAUUCACCAAGCAUGAGCAUGUUGGUUACUGUCAUCAUUGGUAUUUUCUUUAUCCUUUAUCCUUAUAAAUUUCAUUGUUUUGUAUUCAUCAUUUAAUUAAGAAUUGAUAUAAUAUUCAAUAGAAUCCACGCAUUUAAACAAGUUACGAUUGCGCACUGAAAUGUAUAAAAUGGCACGGAAAACUUUAUUUUUGUAUCGGAGAUUUUGAUUAUAGAUCAGUUUAUUCGAUAAGGUAAACAUUGUGAAAUCGAGAUUUUGGCAAAUGGCUUUCGUGUACGCUAUUUUAAUGUGUGCAUCAGGUUGUUUUUGUUAAAUGUUUCACUUAAUCAGUUAAUGAGUGGUUUUUCUUAUGGAGUUAUCCUUGUUUGCUGAGCUGCAUUUUUAAUUCUAGGUAAAUCUUAUCGUGGUCAUUGAAUUUCAUCUUAUGGUUAUUUUACUCAGUUUUGUUUAUGUAAGAAGCUCUUGAUGAUACAUGAUGUCUCUAACUCACUGGCAGUUUCCGCCGGCAACUAGUUGUUUCCGCCAUCGAAACUAUUCUGAAAUAGUUUCGAAGGAUUAUCGCGCGAAUCAUAAUAUUUCAUAAUACCAUUAGAUAAUGGCGUUCAGAAUAGAGAACGAAACAGGAAGUUACGCCAAAAAGCGCUGGAUGAUAAUAAAAUUGCAACGUAAGCUACAUUGAUGAAAUAUUUAUAUUGAUAUACAUUGCUGAUAGAGAAAUAAAAAUGCAUAUAACUUUUAAUGGUAAAAUGAUCGGAAAUCGUUACAAUAAUGAUAAUAUAAUCACGAUUAUUGUUACUUUGUUUGAAAAACCAAUAUUAGUAUUGCUUAUAAUUUACUUACCACUGAAAAUUUUCAUUAGAACGAAUUAUUAUUAUAAUAAUAAGCGAUACAAGCAAAGAAAAUUCAAUGCGCACAGAGAGACAAAUGUUUCAUUAUGUACUUAUGUGCAAUGUUUGUAAGACAGUUUUUAAUUUGCUUUUUUUUUUCAAAAAAAAAAAAACAAUUCGAAAAUUCUUUUGAACGAAAAUAGUGAAAGUAUUACGUACUGAAAUUUAAAAUAAAAAUCUCAGGUUUCGAUGAUUGGAUACAGUUUUAGGAAAAGAAAAUAAAGAAACAAAGAAUCUCUUUGAAGACAGUUUGGUAUAGUCUUUAGUAAAAUGCAUUAAAACAUUUUAAAUAUUACUAAUUAUCAAAUUCAUGCCCAGUUAAGGUUGUAAUACAUACUAUUAAGACUUUUUAUAUGUAAAAUUAUAGUUCUGAGCAUAUUCUAUUUUAAAUAUUAUGUAUUAUUUAAAAAUUGAAUAAUUAUCCUAUCAUGUGUGCAAAGUACAUGUCGAAUAUUGAUUUAUUUCUUAUAAUUAGAUAUUUGACCGUAUAAGUAUAUAGUCAAAAAGUUAGACUGUUUUUCUAUACAGUACUAAAUUGAAAAAAGAUGAGAGCUAUGUGAUUUAAUUUUACUCUAAUACUAUUCACGCAUGUAUGAGAAGUGUAAAUGGUUUGUUCAAUGAAUGUAAAACUAUUUGUUACUCAACUUUGUUGUUUAUUGUUUCUCAUUGUUAUGAUUAUAUGUGGUAUCUUCUUAGUAUGCAGAUAGGUAAUACAAAGAGAUACAAAUGAAGUGGAAACAAAUCUAAAUCACAUUGAAUACAAUAACGAAAAAUUUAAUGAUGAAAGGAAUAAAGAAAGUUAGUUUUAGAAAAAAAAAAUAACACAAAUUACUCCUUAUAUCUGCAUCCUUUUCCUUGUUACCUACGAAGAUUUAGUCUAAUUAAUUUAUUUUAUUUUAUUAAAUUGUAGAUAUCUUUUAAAUACAAAGACUUGGUUUUUUAACUUACUAUCGAUGGAACGUGUACUGUUACAUAUUGUAUAACAACUGUUAAUUUAUACAAACUUUUAUGUACAAGUUAUUUAGAUGAAAAUAAAUUCCUUGUACGAAAAAUUAAGAAAGUGGAGAAAAAGACAAAGUAAUUUUGCCCUUUACGAGUCAAACAUCAACUAUUUAUUUUUUGUUUCUUAAAUUCAAACGUUUUGUUUUGUAUACUUAUAUCUAUGUUUAUGAAUAGCAUAUAAUACAUAAUUGUAUAGUAUGUAUAAAAAUAGAAAUGCAAUAAUGAGUUAUAAAAAUCAUUUCUUUCUAUAUUUUUUGUAUGUCGCUGACAAUUAAAUUAUAUAAGCCUAAAAUUAAACGGUUUUGAAUUCUCAGAACCGUCUUAUUCGAGCUCCUUUAAUACUAAUAUCAAUUAAUUAAUAUUAAUAAUGUAAUACUAAUUAGUAGGUAUACAGGGUGUCCCAGAAUUAGUAUAGAAAAAAUGAUGAAUGGUGCUUUGUUUUUAAAUUAUUAAUGAAAAACGAAGCAACGUCCGACAUUUUUGCAAAGGAAAUUGUGGUUCAGAAUAGUCUCAGCUACCUCCCAUUUCGUGGUACAUAAUUGUGCCAUCCCUGCGCGUUCAGUGAACGCCGUUCACACGCCGAGUCACCAUUACUACGCGUUGUGGGAAUCCAUAGUCGGUGAAAAGAGAUACUUUUUGGCAGGGCUGGAUGUAACACGAGGCAUCAACAUAUCCUUAUUAUAAAUACAACAGUGUUAAAUAUCCAGGAUAUUGAAUUUCCAAUGACAUUGAAUCAAAUAAAAAAGUUUGAACAUCUCAACAUCUCCAUCAAGGUCGAUAUGACUCACUGAUAAGAAGAUGAAGAGGCAUAUCAGUUUGUUGUAUUUAGAAGGAGUAAAUUGAGUAAACAAAUUGUCAAAAAUACUUUUGCAAUAGAUGCUUGCACUACUUUAGUUCGAGGAAGAAGCUGGAAGCUCACACCGUGGAUUGUGAGGAGAUGAAUGAUUUCGCAAUCGUAUUGCCAAAUGAUGACAGCAAGUGGCGCAGCUUCAGCAACUGCAACAGGAAAAAGGGUUCCAUUUAUCGUGUACGCAGAUCUGGAAUUCAUCUUGGAGAAAAUGAAUACUGAUCGAGAAGCGUCAAGAUACACAUACCAGCAUCAUAGAGUAUUUAGUGUGGGACAUUAUGUGCACAUCAUGUAAAGUCCAUUUUAUCGAUCAAUGUAUCCAUGGAAAAUUUAUCAACUGAACAAUUGCAAAAUUUUAAUACUGCUGCACACUGUCAUACAUGCGAAACACUGUUUGCACGAGAUGACAAGUGGGUACGCGAUCAUUUUCAUUUGACCGAUCAACUUAUCUGGUUACGAUCCACAUUUUAUUAUCAAAGAGAUAGCCACAGCAUUCGAGGGUGUUGUCAGUGUAUUGCCUAUAACAAACGAAAAGUACAUUUCAUUUAUAAAAUACAUUGAAAACAUGGAUGAAGAAUCCAACUCUCGCAACCGCAUAAAAAUGGUAUUCAUCGAUUCGUUAAAAUUUUAAAUACAAGUCUUGAGAAAUUGGCAUCUUUUCUUAGUAAAGGUAAACUUCAAAUUACACGGUCAGAGUUUCAAGAAUUAUCUGCGGAACAUUUUGAUUUGUCAUUCAGUUGUACAUCUGUAACUCAGAAAUUCAAUUGUUCGUGAAAGGCGUUUUGCAUCCUUAGAUUACAGUUCAUAAUGUGUGUUUUGACAUUUGCAGAAUUAGUUUUUACUGUCUCUACACUCAAUGGUAAUAAUAAAUUACUUUCUACUGG